CAGAGACAGAGCGAAUAGCAGAACAGAUGAUAAUGAAUAUUAAAGCAACGUUUGCUUAUUGCGGAAUACACCCCGGCAAAAAAGAAGACAAAGACGGUAAAGAAGUAAAUGCUUUCAUAGAUAAAUUAGAAGCCGCCGCCAAAGAGUUUAGUAGAAAGAGAGAAGAGGAACGAGAAAAAAGAUACGAAAAUACAAGAAAUAAUUCCAAUUUUCCACAAAGUAGUUAUAGCAGUGAAAAUUCCAACUACUUAGAAAACCGGUUCUAUAAAAUUUACCAAAAAGGAAAAAAAUAUAGUCGUCUUGAUUUAAUGUCUUUGCGAAGUAUCAUUAACGAUAUUGAAAAAAUGGAAAUUGAAACUAUAAAGAAAUUCGCAGGAAACCCGAAAGUGAAAGAGGAGAAAAGAUAUGCGAUGAUUGUUUGA
Messenger RNA from Racocetra persica, 422 nucleotides. The record is from the annotation of a GenBank genome assembly. Lineage: Eukaryota; Fungi; Glomeromycota; Glomeromycetes; Diversisporales; Gigasporaceae.